AGGACUGUUCCAGGAGCCGGGGCGCUCCAGCAGGAAGCCACAGCGCAGACAGGUCGCCUGCGGAAGGGCCAGAUCCAGGCAGCGCUGCCAAGCCCACGGACACAGCCCAGCCCGACCCACGGGGGGGAAGAACUGUUCCAGAAAUGGCAAAUGCAGAGAGGCGCAGCCUCGGAGCUGCGGAGAACGCGUCUGCGAGCUCAAAGGGGGUGAAAGGCAGUAGCUUAAAGGCAAUAAAAGUACCCGUGCUUAGGGAGCUCCCCGAAGCUGACUGCACAAGUGGCCCUGGUGACCUCGUUAAGCAGGAGGGAACAGACAAAACUCUGACAGAAGAGAAGCAGAUGCAUCUAGAAGUUGGUGCGGAGCAUAAAGCCCCUGUUCCUGCUUUGCAUACCAAGAACCUCCAUCUGUCAGCGAGAGAGGGUUUCAGAGGUCACAGUGAAGGGACAUCCAAAAAUUACCUAACCAGCAUACAAAAGCUUCAAGAGAGCAAGAAGCAGAUGGCUGUAGUUUCUGAGCCCAUCCUGAAUGCGAGGAGGGACUCGGAGCUGGCGCUGCACCAGCUCCUGCUCCACGCCUCCAAAAGCCAACCCAUCUGUCUAUCCCAGGCCUCUGGCAGGAGCACGCCAGCAGGUGCCAUGGGCUUGGAAUGGUUUCCAGACUUGUAUCCUAAUUAUGACGGGCUGACUAUUUUUCCAGGGAAGCCUUUCCAAGAAGGCGUGGGGAUCAUGAUGAAGACACCAAAGGGCAAUUUCUCGGAGGGACAGCAAGGUCCCCUCUCAGAAAGGCACCUGAUGGAUGUAAGGCUGGGGGAGCUGCCCGCCUGGCUGGCCACCCGCGACUUCUCUCCCCAGGGGCUGCUUGGAGGAAUGCGGAAAGCCUGGAGCAGCUAUUACAACAAAUACAUCAACGUGAAGAGGGGUGGACCGGCUGGGAUCUCUAUGCUGCUGGCUGGAUAUUGCCUCCUCAGCUAUGGCUGGAACUAUCAGCACAUCAAGUGUCAUCGCUGGCGUAAAUAUCACUGAAGGAGCUGGAACAGCACCCAAGGAACGGUCCCGAAUAUUUGACUGGGAGUCAGCCAGAGCGCUCAGGACCAGUGUCCCAACAGGGAUUCGCAUCAGCAGAGGCCCAUUUACCGUCAGAGACAGGUUCUUUAAUGGUUGAAAGGGCUGCUUUUCAGUUCCCCUCCUGCAGACAGAGGGGUGACAGUAACAGCCUGGGGUCACCGCUCUGCCAUUCAGGCAGUAUUUAAUAUGGAAAGGAGAAAGUGUUAGAGCCGCCCUUAAGAGGUCAGUAUGCAGUAGAGCUCCUGUAGUCUGCAAAUCUCUUGCUUUGGGACACCCAGACACAGGACAACUCCUUGAAUUGGGCUGUUAGCAUAGAUUAAUCAACACGUAGGUUGUAGUCAGUGUUUGGCAGUGAGGUUUGUGGUGGAUUGUCACAGGAUGGGGUUAGGCCAGAACAACCAUUCCCUUUAAGUUACCAGAGCUGUGCCUGGCACAGCCAUCUUCUACUCACCCCUCUCCACAGCCAGCAUGGUGGGGUUUGCUGCCGACAGGCAGGAGAAGGGUGGUCCCUGCAGGGCCCCUUCCCAAAAGGGCCCCCAGCCCCUGCUUUGCUGUCAGCACGGCGCUGGUGGGACUGCCCAGGCUCAGAGGGAAGGACCUUUGUGGAGGCAGGAAAGCAGCAGCGCUCAGACCGCAGCGCCCUAUUUCUGGAGGAAGAAAAUCCAUUGGAUGAGCUGCUGUGCCCAAAGGGCAAACCAAUGUCUGCAUCAGACGAAUGAGGACAGUUAUGAGAGUGCUAGUUGUAGCCUGCCGUCACCAAACGUGUCUGGAAAAGGAUUGGUCAUGUUACAGGCAUGAAGGGCAAGACAAAAAAAGCCUAGGAAAAAAAAUCUGAACUCUUUAUUUGAAGAGCGAAAAAAAAAAGCGGUGCAGUAGUACUAUGUCAGGGGUGCUCACCAAAAG
Messenger RNA from Egretta garzetta (little egret), 1967 nucleotides. RefSeq names its product chromosome unknown C17orf80 homolog (gene MTNAP1). Bases 144 to 1022 code for a protein of 292 amino acids. Lineage: Eukaryota; Metazoa; Chordata; Aves; Pelecaniformes; Ardeidae. The transcript has 4 exons. The record is from RefSeq and is a predicted model, not a curated record.